Spea bombifrons (plains spadefoot toad) is the source of this 2299-nucleotide messenger RNA. It is a transcript of the gene FRMD5, whose product is annotated as FERM domain containing 5. The transcript is spliced from 14 exons. The coding region runs from base 20 to 1705 and encodes 561 amino acids. Gene Ontology annotation, cellular component: cytoskeleton. Lineage: Eukaryota; Metazoa; Chordata; Amphibia; Anura; Pelobatidae. The record is from RefSeq and is a predicted model, not a curated record. Gene Ontology annotation, molecular function: cytoskeletal protein binding.
GUAUGUGCCCGGUGUCGGGAUGAUGCUGAGUCGUUUAAUGAGCGGCAGCAACCGCAGUCUGGACCUGCCCUGCGUGUGCACCGUACGGCUGCUGGACGACUCGGAGUAUACGUGUAACGUGCAGAGAGAUGCAAAGGGGCAGCAACUGUUUGACCUGCUGUGUCACCACCUAAAUCUGCUGGAGAAAGAUUACUUUGGAAUCCGCUAUGUGGAUCCUGACAAGCAGCGGCACUGGUUGGAGUUUACAAAGGGGAUAGUCAAACAAUUGAGAGCUCGCCCUCCAUAUAUCCUGUGCUUUCGAGUUAAGUUUUAUCCCCCAGAUCCAGCUGCUCUGAAAGAAGAAAUCACCAGGUAUAUGGUUUUCCUGCAAGUAAAGAGGGAUUUGUACCAUGGGAGGUUACUCUGUAAGACCUCGGACGCUGCUUUGCUCGCAGCCUAUAUACUGCAGGCCGAGAUCGGGGAUUAUGACCCUGGCAAACAUCCAGAGGGCUAUAGCUCCAAGUUCCAGUUCCUUCCCAAACACUCAGAGAAGCUGGAGCGCAGGAUUGCGGAGAUUCACAGGAAUGAGCUCAGUGGUCUUUCCCCUGCAGCUGCAGAACUCAGUUUUCUGAGGAAAGCGCAAACCCUCGAGACAUACGGAGUGGAUCCUCAUCCGUGUAAGGAUGUCUCGGGGAAUUCUGCUUUUUUGGCCUUUACCCCAUUUGGCUUUAUAGUGUUGCAGGGCAAUAAAAGAGUUCAUUUUAUCAAAUGGAGUGAUGCGGCCAAAAUGAAAUUUGAAGGCAAAACAUUCAAUUUAUAUGUGAGAGAGAAAGAGGAGAAGAGGCUGGUGCUCACGUUCAUCGCUCCAACCCCCGAGGCCUGCAAACACUUGUGGAAAUGUGGAGUGGAGAAUCAGUCCUUCUACAAGCUGGAGAACUCCAACCAGGUCCGCACAGUGUCAAGCAGCAACUUAUUUUUCAAAGGCAGCCGCUUCAGAUAUAGUGGCCGGGUUGCUAAAGAAGUGAUGGAAUCAAGUGCAAAAAUCAAGAGAGAGCCACCUGAAAUACACAGGGCUGGGAUGGUGUCAAGCCGCAGUUGUCCCUCAAUCAGUCAUGGAAUGAGGUUGAGCAGUGUACCUCGGACGCGUAGGAGAGCCGUGCACAUAUCCAUCAUGGAAGGUUUGGAAUCUCUCCGUGACAGCGCACACUCUACUCCUGUCCGUUCCUCUGAAAAUAUUGAUGCUUUCUCUCCUCGGUUUUCUCGGGAGGCUGUGUUCAGCGAUGAUGCUUACACACCAUGCGCCAGCAUACUCCCCACUCCUGUAUGUGAACCCAAUCAGGAACCAGUGUUUGGACAGCAGGUGAACGGCACUCCAUAUACCACCCAAGAUGAGGAGAGCGAUGUGGCUGUCCAUAGUAAUCCCGACACCGAAGCCCUUCCUCCUGCACUUCCUGGGCCAGAGGUAUCCGGUCAGAGCGAAUCCGAACCGGAGCAAGGAAACAAGUUUCUGCAAAGUGUUCUUCGGCUGCUAGCGGUCACAUUUUGUCUUCUUCUUGCACUGCUCCUGCUGCUUGUCAUAUUGGCCGAGUCUGACCUGGAAUUAGCAUUUUUGAGGGACAUUCGGCUCACUCCUGAAUUCCAACAGUUCCACUAUCAAUACUUCUGUCCUCUGCGCAGAUGGGUGUCUUGCAAACUGCACCCUCUCAUCCGCCUCAUAGACUCCUGAACCCUUGCAGGAUGCGCAAAGUGGUCCUCUGUAACGUCGAGGAGUGAUGUCUUCCAGCGUCUUCCCUUCCCCACCUUAAAAACAUUUCCUGACUUGGGGGUGGGGAGGGGGUAAAAUAAUGCUCUACUGAGAAUUCUGUAGUUGUGUGUGUGUGUGUGAUUGGAUUGGGAAAUGGAGCCAAGUUAAAAGGGGCAGAAGUGCAUCUUGGUCAUUACAAUAUCUGCAUGGGGAUGGGGUUGGGGUCAAAUUUGCUCUGUGGUCCCUGUAAGCUUUGCACCUCCACCAUGUGGACUUCCCACAUUUAUGCUUGUUCAGCUCCAGGGAAAAAAUGCUCAAUGAAGAAGACAUUUAAACUUAUAGAUCACUGCUCCCAUUACAUGCGACCAAAUAUUGAGCAUGCUUCAUCAGCAUCGACUCAAAACAACAGGUAUAUGGCAGAUCCUCAUAAUGAGAAAACAUAAGUCUCCACAAGUUGUUAGCAGGCAUGCAAUGGCACGCUCUUCCGUGAAGUAACUUUAUUUAAUCCAUGGAAUUGCAGAGGCAUACGCUAUAUCUACCUGCCGUUUAUGUUAGUAUAUCCAAAAGAAAUAAUAA